AUGAGACUUCCUGCAGUCUUAUCGUGGCUUUUCUUGAUGGCCAUUUACUCACUUUUCCUCACCAUUUCUGUCUUUGGGUUGCCUGGCCAAUGUAGUAGCAAUCAGAAGUCCUUGUUGCUGCAACUUAAGAACAACCUUACAUUCGAUCCUACUAUUUCCACAAAACUUGUUAAGUGGAAUCGAAGUUUUGAUUGCUGUUCUUGGGAAGGCAUAACCUGUAAUGAGGGACAUGUUAUUGGUCUCGACCUGACCAAUGAAUCCAUCUCGGGUGGACUUGACAAUUCAAACACCCUCUUCAGUCUUCAACACCUCCAGAGCCUGAGUUUGGCAUUUAACGACUUCGACAAUUCUCAGAUUCCAUCAAAGUUUGGCAAGCUUAAGAAUUUGAGUUAUUUGAAUCUAUCCAAUGCUGGCUUUGCUGAGCAGAUUCCUAUUGCAAUUUCGCAUUUGACAAGGUUGGUUACUCUUGAUUUAUCCAUCAACAAUGGCCUUUAUCUUGAGAAACCAAAUUUAAAUAUGCUUCUUCGGAACCUUUCAAAGCUUAUCGAACUUUAUCUUGAUGGUGUAGCUAUAUCAGCACAAGGUAACAAGUGGUGUCAGGUCUUAUCAUCUUCAUUGCCAAAUUUGAGAGUGUUAAGCUUGUCAAACUGCAAUCUUUCAGGCCCUAUUGAUUCAUCUUUACGAAAUCUUAAGUCCCUCUCAAUUAUUCGUUUGAAUUAUAACGACUUUUCUGCUCCAGUUCCAGAAUUUUUUGCAGAUUUCAAAAACUUGACAUCUUUGGAAGUCUCCUCUUCUGGGUUGAAUGGAAAAUUUUCGAAAAAGAUCUUCCAGAUUCCAACACUGCGGACGCUUGACUUAUCAUACAAUGACUUGCAAGGUUCUUUGCCACAUUCUAUUGGCAACCUCACACAGUUGGUCUAUUUAGACAUGUCAUCGAACAUGUUUAGUGGAUUAAUUCCAGUAUUUAGUAUGGCCAAGAAUCUAACCAAACUAGACCUUUCUUCCAAUAAUCUAACUGGUCAGAUUGCUUCCACUCAAUGGGCAGAACUUCUGAAUUUAGAGAUUCUUGAUUUAAGUGACAAUUCACUGAAUGGGGAUAUUCCAAUUUCACUCUUUUCCCUUCCAUCAUUGCAGCCUUCAAUGAGACUUCCUGCAGUCUUAUCGUGGCUUUUCUUGAUGGCCAUUUACUCACUUUUCCUCACCAUUUCUGUCUUUGGGUUGCCUGGCCAAUGUAGUAGCAAUCAGAAGUCCUUGUUGCUGCAACUUAAGAACAACCUUACAUUCGAUCCUACUAUUUCCACAAAACUUGUUAAGUGGAAUCGAAGUUUUGAUUGCUGUUCUUGGGAAGGCAUAACCUGUAAUGAGGGACAUGUUAUUGGUCUCGACCUGACCAAUGAAUCCAUCUCGGGUGGACUUGACAAUUCAAACACCCUCUUCAGUCUUCAACACCUCCAGAGCCUGAGUUUGGCAUUUAACGACUUCGACAAUUCUCAGAUUCCAUCAAAGUUUGGCAAGCUUAAGAAUUUGAGUUAUUUGAAUCUAUCCAAUGCUGGCUUUGCUGAGCAGAUUCCUAUUGCAAUUUCGCAUUUGACAAGGUUGGUUACUCUUGAUUUAUCCAUCAACAAUGGCCUUUAUCUUGAGAAACCAAAUUUAAAUAUGCUUCUUCGGAACCUUUCAAAGCUUAUCGAACUUUAUCUUGAUGGUGUAGCUAUAUCAGCACAAGGUAACAAGUGGUGUCAGGUCUUAUCAUCUUCAUUACCAAAUUUGAGAGUGUUAAGCUUGUCAAACUGCAAUCUUUCAGGCCCUAUUGAUUCAUCUUUACGAAAUCUUAAGUCCCUCUCAAUUAUUCGUUUGAAUUAUAACGACUUUUCUGCUCCAGUUCCAGAAUUUUUUGCAGAUUUCAAAAACUUGACAUCUUUGGAAGUCUCCUCUUCUGGGUUGAAUGGAAAAUUUUCGAAAAAGAUCUUCCAGAUUCCAACACUGCGGACGCUUGACUUAUCAUACAAUGACUUGCAAGGUUCUUUGCCACAUUCUAUUGGCAACCUCACACAGUUGGUCUAUUUAGACAUGUCAUCGAACAUGUUUAGUGGAUUAAUUCCAGUAUUUAGUAUGGCCAAGAAUCUAACCAAACUAGACCUUUCUUCCAAUAAUCUAACUGGUCAGAUUGCUUCCACUCAAUGGGCAGAACUUCUGAAUUUAGAGAUUCUUGAUUUAAGUGACAAUUCACUGAAUGGGGAUAUUCCAAUUUCACUCUUUUCCCUUCCAUCAUUGCAGGUAUUACAACUUUCCAAUAACCAAUUUUCUGGUCAACUCAAAGAAUUUUCUAACAUUUCUUCUUACAUGCUACAAGAACUUGAUUUGAGCAAUAACGACUUGGAAGGUCCAAUACCCAUGUCUAUCUUUGAACUUCGAGGUCUUGAAAUCCUUUCACUUUCUUCAAACAACUUUGAUGGCUCCAAUUUGUUGAUUGAAUAUAGUGGUUUUAACCUUUCAUCACCCCCUUUCCCCCAAAUUGCUUCUUUAGGCUUGGCUUCUAGCAAGUUGGAAAAAAUCCCCGAUUUCCUUAGAAACCAAUCCAGUUUAUACUCUUUAGACCUUUCAAAAAACCAGAUUUAUGGAGAGAUGCCCAACUGGAUCUGGAAACUUCCUCAACUUAGAUUUCUAAAUCUCUCUUAUAACCUCUUGGUGACUCUCGAAGGGCCUAUCCUUAAUCUUUCUCUUCCUGUUGCAAGAUAUCUAGACUUUCGCUCCAACCAGUUCCAUGGUCAACUCCCAGUUCUCCCACUUGUGAGCUACUUGGAUUUCUCGAUGAAUAAUUUCCAUUCUGCCAUACCGGCUAGCAUUGGCCAGUCCCUUGAUUCCACACAAUUCUUUUCUAUUUCAAGCAAUAAAUUAUAUGGGAGUAUCCCUGUAUCGAUAUGCAAUGCUACGUAUCUUCGAUUUCUCGAUAUGUCUGAUAAUUACUUUAGUGGCAAAAUUCCUCAAUGCUUGAUUGAGAUGAGUGGGACUCUUCUUCAGGUGUUGAGUUUAAGGAGAAACAAUCUCAGUGGUACAAUUCCUGAUACAUUUCCAGAGUCUUGUUAUUUUCAAACUUUAGUUAUCAAUGAAAACCAUCUCGAAGGAGAGUUACCAAAAUUUUUGGCGAAUUGCCAUUCUUUGGAGGUCUUGGAUGUUGGGAACAACCACAUUGAGGAUACCUUCCCAUUUUACUUGAACGGAAUAACCAUAUUGAAGGUUCUUAUUUUGCGAUCUAACAAAUUUUACGGGCUCAUUGCUCAUCCAAAGCUUGAUGUCCCUUGGCCGAUGCUUCAAAUCCUAGAUGUAGCCUCAAACAAUUUUACUGGUAAACUUCCAAUAAUACUCCUUUCUACUUGGAUGGCAGUGAUGGAUAAUGCACAUGAGGCAACCUCUGAGCUCAAUCACAUCCAAGUUAAUAUUGGCAGUUUUUAUUAUCGAGAUAUGGUAAUAGUUAUCACCAAAGGUUUAGAGGUGGAACUUGUGAAGAUUCUAAAUAUUUUCACCACCAUUGAUUUUUCUUGCAACAACUUUGAAGGUGCUAUACCUGAAGAAAUUGGGGAAUUCACCCUGUUAUAUAAUCUCAACUUGUCACAUAAUGCUUUCACGGGCAAAAUCCCUGCAUCUCUGGGGAAAUUGAGUCAUCUUGAGUCACUAGACUUGUCAAGUAACAAGCUUACCGGAGAGAUUCCUAUGCAACUCGCAAAUGGUCUUAUUUUCCUUUCGGUCCUCAACCUUUCGUUCAACCAAUUGGUGGGACAGAUUCCAUUCAUCAAGCAAUUUGCUACAUUUUCAGAAAAUUGCUUCAAAGGAAAUGAAAGAUUAUGUGGUUUCCCUUUGAAAUCACAGUGCUCACAUGAGGAGCCACGGUUGUCACCUCCAGCAUAUGAAGAAUCUCAUUCCAAUUCUGGGACUGUGAUUGAGUGGAAUUAUAUAAGCGCUGAACUAGGAUUUGUUUUUGGCUUCGGAAUUAUAAUUGGGCCUCUUAUGUUUUGGAAGAAAUGGAAGAUAUGGUACUAUAAACAUGUUGAUGACAUUGGUUUUAGGAUCUUCCCUAAACUGUAUCUCCGAAACGAACAUCGUCAAAGACGAGCAUUCCGCAAUCAGGAGCCGAGGCGCUAGUUUCAGUUUUGAGGCACAACACCUCCAGAGAUAUAUUACUCCAAGAGCUUCCUUUGGAGGAAGUUUGCUGAAGUCUGUAAGGCCUCUCCAGUGGUAGUUAUGUUCAGUUGCUGAUAUACACUCUCAGUACUUUUGUGAUGCUGUUAAUCAAGAUGAUUACCAGUGUACCUCUUUUAAUUCUAAUUAUUUUUUCCUAUUUCAGUGCUUUAUUUUUGUUUUGCUUGUGCUUGGAAAGCAUUUGAGGAUGAAUCCUAUAUGUAUGAAUGAAAAUGGUUUCU
Molecule: messenger RNA, 4415 nt
Organism: Corylus avellana
Lineage: Eukaryota; Viridiplantae; Streptophyta; Magnoliopsida; Fagales; Betulaceae
Source: RefSeq, a predicted model, not a curated record